This is a messenger RNA of Cannabis sativa, 2989 nucleotides long. Its product is annotated as scarecrow-like protein 8. The record is from RefSeq and is a predicted model, not a curated record. Gene Ontology annotation, molecular function: sequence-specific DNA binding; DNA-binding transcription factor activity. Gene Ontology annotation, cellular component: nucleus. Lineage: Eukaryota; Viridiplantae; Streptophyta; Magnoliopsida; Rosales; Cannabaceae. Gene Ontology annotation, biological process: regulation of DNA-templated transcription. The coding region runs from base 416 to 2263 and encodes 615 amino acids. The transcript has a single exon.
GAGUGAGGAUUUCGUGUGUAUAAAGUGUUUAAAUGACAGAUUUAAUCACCGUAGAGUAUUUAGAAACAUUAGGGUCACCUUAAAUGAACGGUGUAGAUUUCAUGGUAGAUAUACUCGUGAAGAUUCAGCUGAAAAAUAAUUAUAAUUUUUAACGAUUUAAACAAAAAAAAGAAGCUUAAGUACCGGUUUGAAAUGGGAAAUUUCAGUAUUAUAUUUUUUGUUAUUUAUUAUUUAAUUAAGGUUUGAUUAUAAAAAUUAUUAUUAUUAAUUAAUUCAAUGCCAUAAGAGAAACCGUCUUCCACUUUCUCUGGUUUAACCUUAUGAGUUUCUUCAAAACCCAUAUCUUUUGAGUUUUUUCUCCUUUCCUUCUCUCUCUACAAAAUCUCAGAGAGAAAAAGAAGAAACCAAAGCUAAAAUGCAAUCUGGGUAUACCGGAGCCGGUGGUUUGCCGGAUUUCUACACCACCGGUCGAUCAACCAUGAAUAACGUUCCGUCUCAGCCUCCAUACCACCGACCUCAACUUCCGGGCUUGUUUAUCGAUUCAACUACACAGCGGAUCGCUCGUCAGAACCCGACAACCUUGAUCGGAAAAAGAAAUCUCGCCGAGUUUCAAUCAAAUCAUCAUAAUCAGCAGCAGCAGCAGUACAAUCCGAACCUUGGGCUUGUACAGCCUAACUAUCUUCGCUCAGUCAAGCCCAGGACGUUUCAGCAAUCUUCACCCAUAUCUCCUCUAUCUCCGAUGGAAUUUUCGCCAACGGCAACCACGGUCUCGGAAUCUUCCUCUUGUUCAUCAUCAUCACCAGCUUCUUCUCAGAGGUACGGCUUGCCCUUACCGCAGCAGCAGUAUCUGCGUCCUCAACAACCUAAUAUUCAAGGUAUGUCGUAUGUAAAUCCGGUUCAUCAGAAUCGUGUUAUUCCGGUUGUGGAUUCUGAAAAGAAGAUUAUGAACACCCGUCUUCAAGAGCUGGAGAAACAGCUUCUCGAUGAUAACGAAGACGAAGAAGGUGACCCCGUCUCUGCUGUUACUAAUAAUAGCGAGUGGUCUGAGACGAUACAGAACCUGAUCAGCCCAAAUCAGACACAGAAACCUGUUUCGCCAUCGCCAACUUCUUCCUCUUCGUCUUCCUCCUCAUCCUCGGUCGCCUCUCCUGCAAUUGUGACUUGUUCGAAGCAAUCGAUUAUGGAGGCUGCUUUAGCUAUCUCCGACGGGAAAACUGAAUCCGCGAAUGAGAUCCUCACGCGCCUUUCCACUCAAGUCUCAAACCCAAGACCCACUUCCGAACAGAGAGUUCUCGAGUUCAUAUCGUCGGCUCUUAAAUCGAGAAUCAAACCGGAAGAGAAUCCGCCGCCUGUGACGGAGCUCUAUAGUCAGGAACAAGGCUCCGCGAUUCAGUCUCUCUACGAUCUCUCGCCUUGCUUUGGUCUGAGUUUCUCGGCAGCCAAUUUCGCAAUCCUCGAUGCCACAUUAACCGACGAUUCGGCCAAGAUUCACGUAAUUGACUUCGACAUCGGCUAUGGCGGACAGUACGUAGACCUUCUUCGAAAGCUGGCCGGUCGAAAAAACGGCAUACUUUCGUCCUUGAAGAUAACUACUCUGGCGGAUAAUGUCGUUACCCAAGAGAGAUUGAAGAGCGUGGAUGAGAAACUGAGUCAACUCGCCCGUAGCCUGGGUGUAGUGUUCGAACUCACUGUCAAAAGCCUCAGAAUCUCGGAGCUGAGUCGCGAAUCGCUGGGUUGCGAACCAGACGAGUCGAUCGCUGUGAAUUUCGCCUUCAAAUUAUAUAUGAUGCCGGACGAGAGCGUAUCAACCGAGAAUCCAAGGGACCAGCUGCUACGGCGCGUGAAGUCUAUGGCGCCGCGUGUGGUUACGGUGGUGGAGCAGGAGCUGAACACCAACACGGCGCCGUUUAUGGCGCGCGUGAACGAGACGUGCGCGUAUUACAGUGUGUUGUUGGACUCGGUGGACCCAGCUGGUAGUAGGGAUAACUCGGAACGAGUUAGGGUAGAGGAAGCGGUGAGUCGGAAGGUGGGUAACUCGGUUGCGUGCGAAGGGAGGGACCGCUUUGAAAGAUGCGAGGUGUUUGGAAAAUGGAGGGCCCGAUUGAGUAUGGCCGGGUUCGAGUCGAUUCCACUGAGUCAAGACGCCAAAACUCGGCUGAGUUCGGGUAACCGAUUCCAUAAUCUUUCCGUUAAAGAAGUAAAUCAAGGAAUUUGCUUUGGUUGGAUGGGUCGCACUCUCACCGUCGCAUCUGCUUGGCGUUAACUUCACUCAUUUUUUUUUUUAUUUUAAAUUUUAAUUUUACUUUUUUUUUUCCUUUUUACUAAUAUUAUUAUUAAUAUUAAUUGAUAUUAAAGACAUAGUUUAUUAUUGACGUUUUCCUUCGCAAAGAAAGAAAAGGAAAUACCCACCUAACGAAAACAAAUAAAAAUAUAAUAUAUAUAUUUAAGUGUUUGGAAUCCGAGAAAAUUCCCGUGCAAAAAAAAAAUAGUACUUAUUAUUGUCAUUUGGGGUGUGUGAAAGGUGGCGUUUGGUAUGUUUGUAUUGUAUAUAGAUGUAUUUCUGCUGACUUGUCGUUUGGAUUGGCCUUUAGGAUUGUAUUACCAAACCCAUUCAAGCCUCCUCCACCUUUGGUUUAUUUUCCUUUUUUGUACCUUUCGAUUGUAUUUUUCCCGGGAAAUUUUUUAUUUACUCAGAAAAUACGUGUCCAAUUCCAUAAGGGUCCCACUACAGCACUUUCUUUCUUUUGCCCCUUUUCUUUCUUUUACUUCAAAUUUUUAUUAUAUUUUCUCUUUUGGGUUACAUAGAGGAGGGUUAUAUAGGUCUUCACGUGCGCAUGUAUUAGACUUUGAUUGUGCCUAAUCAAGUUUGACAAUAUUGUUAGUAGAGAUUUCUAUGUGUUCUCAUAAUAUGUAACGGAACUAUGAUCUUUGUAAUGCAAUAUCUUUGUGUAUUUUAGUUAUUUGGUGCAAAUAAAUUUCUUAUUAAAUA